AUGCAGCUCGUAGAUGUUGUGGCUGCAGAAGUGGCUGCUGGUUUUGAUUGCCUAGACCAUGAGUGGGUGCCCAAACGCCCACUGAGCUCCACUCAGCCCAGCAAGAGUGGCUUUCUUACCAGACAGCCCCGGCAUGGAAUGAUCCUGUCGCAAGCGCAGAGGCGCUUCUUCGUUCUUUCACAAGGCUUGCUUCAGUGGCAGAAGGACGACUCCAAGGGAUCCGAAGUGCUUGGCGCCCUUCGGAUUGGCAGCACAACCAGUAUCUCACUGGAGGAGGACCUGAGAAUUCAAACCUGUGACUCGCAAGUCAUUCUGACGUGCCCAGAAGGUGGCAGUCUCAGAGAGUGGGCGGAAGCGCUUCGAAAAGAGGCUGAAGGUCCUCCCGCUGAAGAACAGGUUUUUGCAAUACAUCCGUCUUUGUCGCGAUUUAAAGACCUCAACUCAUCAACUUGUUUGGAUUCUGAACCGAGCUUGUUGGCCUGGCUUCUAGAAGGGGAGGACGCCCCACGCGGUUAUACUGCUGCCACAAUUGCUUUGUAUGCCAACAAGAUAGACACUUUGAUCAGAGCAGCCAUUGAGCUGCAGAAAUCUCAGCCGAUUGUCUCAGAGGUGACUGCACCAGUGAAGGUCUUUGGAGACAUUCACGGACAGCUCCGAGACCUUCUGCUGCUCUUUCAUUUCUACGGCAGGCCUGAUGAUGAUGAGGAUGAGGACGGUGACGAUGAGCCGAUGUCAUACGUGUUCAACGGUGAUUGGGUGGAUAGAGGCCGCCAUCAGCUUGAGGUCAUGCUUUUGAUUCUGUCCUUGAAGAUCAUGCACCCAAAGCAAGUGUGGCUCAACAGGGGCAAUCACGAAGAUCGACAGCAAAACCUUCGAACCACGAAGAUAGGUAGCCUGGGCUUUGAUAGGGCUUGCACUGAUGCUCUCGGUGCUGAAGAGGGUCGAAGGAUUUUUGAAAGCUUUCAAUCUUUCUUUGAGUGGCUUCCUCUGGCUGCUCGCAUUGAGCAGAAGGUCUUGGUGCUGCAUGGCGGCCUUGGGCCUGGGGACUGGUCAUUGGAAGACCUCUUGCAGGUUGAGCGGCCGUUGGUGUCAAAAGAGUUGCACUAUACUCUUGAAGGAGUGGUCUACAACAUACUCUGGUCAGAUCCGUUGAUGCACAGGCCAGAGAAUCGCAGAGAUCCUUUGAAAAGCUUUGGUGUGCAUGAUAGUCCUCGUGACAAGCACUGGCAAGUGAUGAAGAACUUUGGUCGUGAUGUGACACAGCGGUUCUGCAAGACACAAGGUCUUGAGCUCAUAAUUCGAUCACAUCAGUUCACCAAUACGUGCAAGGGGUAUGAGCUCAUGCACGAUGGAUAUUUGCUUCGAGUUUUUUCAGCGCGAAACUACAUGGGGACCGUUCCCAAUGAUGGUGGUAUGCUUUUGAUUGGAUAUGGCGAAGAUUCGCGUGGCGUUGUUUCUUUGGUGGUUCGGCCACGAAGCGUUGAGCGCCUGACAGGAGCAAACCGUGGCAGACAGAACGCAGAAUUGCCAGGCUCCAUUCUGAGCUAUGAACCCUAUUGCCCACGAAAGCACUUGAUGCAGCUUAUUAAGCCAGAACAGGUUAGAUGUUUUGGAUGGACACAUCGGGACUCAGACGAUUUUCGUUCUUGCUCUGAAUGCGGCCAAGAUGAUAUCCAAGUCGAAUGCUACUUUGCCUGCCGUGGCUGCGGUGACUAUGACAUUUGUAUCGAUUGUGCUGGACGGCUGUCACGGGGGCUUCAAGCUUUGCCAGCUUUCAGUCCACCAUCCAGACUAGGAGAUUCGCAAGCAGGCUUUUCUGAUUCAGAGUCGGGUGAGUCUCACGAAGUGAAGCGCGUUUCCUUUGAUUCUUCCGAAAGCAUGGGAGUCUCUUCAGGCAGUUCAGAGAUCGAUUCUGAGGUGGGAAACAUCUUAUUUGAUGAGCUGGCCCCUUGUCAGCUGCAUCCUGAUAACAGCGUUCUUAGCAGUUUCAGCAGAUCAAGUGAGCAGUACCCGACUGCAAGUGCGAGCUUGGUACAGCGUUCCAGCAUCUCCAGCCUGACCUUGAGCCACACCAACGAGUCCGCACAAGAAACGGAAACUGAAAGAUCAACACGUGAAAGAUGGAUACCCGUAGAUACAGACAUGAAAAAGGACAUGGCAAAUGCUAAGAAUGCUGUGGAGAAUGCCAAGAAUGCAAGUACCAAGCCAUCAGGAUGGAAGCAGGACUUGGCUAGAAUACAAGCUGGGGAUGGAAAAAGCCAAAGCGAUCAUAUCGAUUACACUGCUAUGACAGCAACUGCCAUUUCGGCUUUGCUUUCCAAUGCCUUCCUGUGCGCUACAGUCCUUGGGCUAUUCAGUGUCCUACAUAACCGCUAUCCCUUGGUGUUUCGCGGAAAUGUGUUGGAAGGAAAGGUUCCCAUGGACAUGGACAGAAACUGGGUAGCCUCAUCUUUGGCAGUUGACCUCGAUAAGAUCGAAAGUGGGCUCGGCCUUGACGCGUGCAUGGCCAUAAAAUAUUCAUCCUUUGGAGCGCAGCUGAUGCUCACUAUUGGGAUGCCAAAUCUCCUAUUAUUCAGCCCCUUACACCGAUGGUACGGCGAAGGAGGCCUUGAACAUACAGACUUGUUUGCAAGCUGGUCGAUGGCCAACAUAAAGAUAUACCAUCCAUGGCUGUAUCAUCUCCAUGCAAUCGCUGUGAUUUGGGCAGUGCUGGCUGUUCGCAAGCUGGUAUUCCAAGCUCAAAGCCGCUUCGUUACAAGGCGCAUGUCGUGGAUGAAGGGCUUGCAGUAUCCCAGAGCCAACACGGUGCUGGUAGAGGAGAUCCCUAAGGAUUGCAGAUCAAAGGAACAGCUCCAGAAGUUUUUCUGCGACAAUUUGGGUCCAGACUCUGUCGUUUGUGUAGAGAUGGUGAUGCAGACAAAGACUCUGGAAGAUUCAAUCCAACUCUGGAACAAUGCAAAGACCAAGCUGACUGAAUCAAAAGGCUACUUUGAAAGGGAAGGCCUUCGGCCAACGCUUGGGAGAUUUCAAGGAUUCCCGCACAACUUGUUGUAUUGCUUUGGUCCCGACAGUGCUGACAGUGCUGAUGCACUUGAUUACUUUACAGCAGAAAUGGCAAAAUACGAGCUCCAAAUCAAGGAGAUGCGAGACGCCAUCAACCGUGAGGCUCAGAAAGGUGAAGGAGAUCAGAACAAUCAGAACACUCAUUCAGCUUUUGUCACCUUCAGAUCCCGGAAAGAUGCUGAGAUCGCAAAGGCUCUGGAGUUUAGUGGUUGCAGAUGUUGCAGUGAGUGGGUCAUUUCGGAAGCUCCAGAAGCUUCAGCGAUUCGUUGGCAGGAUUUGUCUCAAGAGGCACGUUCUGGUAAGACGGUCGCCAUUGGUUACUUGCUGAUGCUGUUUCUUCUCGCAAACUUCUCUCCGAUUUGCCUGGCAAUUUCCUCAGCAGCCUCAGAAAUCGACAUGGGGAUGCUGCAGCCUCUUUGGGCUGCUUUGGCUCCAACGCUCGGGCUCACCAUUUUCUUGUCAAUGCUACCAACUGUACUACUUCUGAUCCCUUCGAACUUUUUCACACUGCGGUCAGAGCCCCUGGCUCAACAUCAGCUCCAAAUGUGGUAUUUCCAUUUCCAAGCGGUUUGCAUCCUCUUCCUUCCAAUUGUGGGAAGUGACUUCCGGAACUUUGCUAAGCAGAUCCUUCAAGACUCAAGUCCAUCUUCAGUGCUAAAGCUGCUGGCAGACAGGAUACCACUGUCAUCUCAGUUCUUUUUCAGCUUUGUUGUUCUCCAGUGGUCUGUUGCUUGCAUGGAGAUCUUGAGGAUGGCUGUGCUGGGAAAAUUUUUGCUGUUCAGGGCAAUGCACACGGAAAAGGAAGCACGCGACAUGGCUGAGCCUGAGGAUCAGGAGUUCUACGGUAUGGGAGGGCGAUUUGCCCGAUGGAGUUUGAACCUGGUUAUCGGAUGCAUAUUCUGCGGUGUGUGGCCCCUCGUGACACUUGUGACGCUAGUCCAGUUUCUUCUGCAACGAGUUGCAUAUGGAUAUUUGUUUGCCUUUGCUGAGACAAAGAAAGCAGACUCCGGGGGAGAAUUCUGGUCGGAAUCAUUGUCGCAACUGCUGUAUAGUAUGGUUCUAUUUGCUGUCGGAAUGUGUGGACUUCUCCUGCAUCGAUCGUCAAGUUUAAUUCCAGCAGCAGUGGCAUUUGUCGGGGUCGUGAUUGCUGUGAUAUCUGUUUGGCAGUUUCAGACGGGCUUCCGGUGGAGGUCGUUACCAAUUCCAGAGGCGCUUUUUGAACCGGGCAAAUGGCAAACAAGAUUUCCCUCAUGGCGGCUGGGAGUUGUUCACGCUCUAGGUGGUUGGGUGCCUGGUCAACAAGGGCUACAGUCUUGGUAUGAUUCGUAUAUGAUUAUUACAGUAUGA
Molecule: messenger RNA, 4410 nt
Organism: Cladocopium goreaui
Lineage: Eukaryota; Dinophyceae; Suessiales; Symbiodiniaceae
Source: the annotation of a GenBank genome assembly